AAAAAAAAUAGAAAUAUGAUCAAAAGUUACACUUGACAUGUAUCAUAAAGUUCUCCAUGUAAGCAGCCACGUAUCGUAUAACACUUGCAAUAUUUAGGCCCAACUUCCUGCUUAACUCACCUAUAAAUACCCUCUAUCUCUCAGCCCAUUUUCAUUUCAAAACCAAAUUUCCUUCUCAAUUUUUCAAAUAUUUGUACACAAUGUCAUCAAACUCCAAGAAGUUGAUUCCAGCUACAUCCCGCAAGGGAUGUAUGCGGGGCAAAGGUGGCCCCGAAAAUGCUAAUUGCACGUACAAAGGUGUACGUCAACGCACUUGGGGUAAAUGGGUAGCCGAGAUCCGCGAACCCAAUCGCGGAGCUCGGCUUUGGCUCGGCACCUUUGAUAAUUCUUAUGACGCUGCUGUUGUCUAUGACGCUGCGGCCCUUAAGCUCUAUGGUGCCGAAGCCAAACUCAAUUUACCCCAUCUUUACAACAAUCAGGCCCAGGCCCAGGCCCAAAUCCAGAACUCUAAGCCCAUUACCAUCAUGAGCCCAUCUCUAUCUCCCGUUUCAACUACUACUGCUCAAGCUUCUUCUCCGUCUGUAACUUCCGUUUAUAAUGUGGCUUCGCCGUCAACUUGGAGCGUAGGAAGUGAUGAUUCAUCCUUUUAUUUCAACAGCCACGAUUUCGGUAUCCAUAAUGAUAUUCCAUCCGCAUUUAAUUUAAUCGACAUUAAUAAAACAGCUGAUGAUUAUUCCGUUGAUAAUGCUACUAACAAUAAUCAAAGCAGUGAAGUACUUGGUGGAGAAAUGUUUAGAGAUCUAAACAUGAAUUUACCAGAAAUUGAUGAUUCAUCAAUUUGGGAAGAAGCUAAGGCAACAACUUCAUUUCAAGAAGCAGUGAAUGAUCCAGGAAUAGGUGGAUACAACUUGGAUGAUGACCUUAAUUUUCCUCCAUGGUGUGGUUAAAUUAUUAUUAUUAUUAUAUAUAUAUGGUAAAAAAUAUAUAUAUAAAGGGAAAAAAAAUGCAUGCAAUAUAUAUAUAUAUAUAUAUAUAUAUAUGUAUACUUGUAAAGGUAUUAGAGCAUGCAAGUGGAUAAGGCAUGUUGAAGUUUUUUAUUUUAUGUAUAUAGAGAAGAAGCUACUACUAAAAGUGUGUAGUCAUUAAUAUGACGUGUAAUAUAGUUAGUGUGUUGAGAAGCAGUAUAUGGAACUGUAAAAAUGUUCAACUUGUAUUUAAGUUUAAGAAAAAAUAAUAUCGAUAUAUGUAAAUAUUUUUUGUAUGAAUCUACUAGUUUAGUAAGAGUAGUUUUCUA
Molecule: messenger RNA, 1294 nt
Organism: Solanum lycopersicum (tomato)
Lineage: Eukaryota; Viridiplantae; Streptophyta; Magnoliopsida; Solanales; Solanaceae
Product: dehydration-responsive element-binding protein 2D-like
Biological process (GO): positive regulation of DNA-templated transcription; response to stress
Cellular component (GO): nucleus
Molecular function (GO): transcription cis-regulatory region binding; DNA-binding transcription factor activity
Source: RefSeq, a predicted model, not a curated record